UUUCAGGAAUAAAAAGUACAAAAGAAGAUUGGAUAAAAUGUGAAAAAGUGAAGAAAAGGAAGCAGGAAACGAACCAAGAAACAGCAAACGGAAAUGACAGCAAGAAGUUCAAAGGUGACAGAAGCAGUGCUGGUGUCCGGUCCCGUGUGAUCCACGUCCGCAAUCUGCCCAGUGAAGUCACCAGUGCCGAGGUCAUCUCCCUGGGGCUGCCCUUUGGGAAGGUCACCAACUUCCUGAUGCUGAAGGGCAAGAAGCAGGCCUUCAUUGAGAUGAACACAGAGGAAGCAGCCAACAACCUGGUCAACUACUCCACCUUAGUGACGCCUGUGCUGCGCGGCCAUCACAUCUACAUCCAGUUCUCCAUUCACAAGGAGCUCAAGACCAACAGUUCCCCAAUCCAAGAGCAGGUCCAGGCGGCUCUGCAGGCGGGGAACUUGGUCCAGUCAGCAACCCUGGCCUCAGCUGCAGCUGCGGAUGCAGGAAUGGCAAUGGAUGGGCAGAGCCCUGUGCUCAGGAUCAUUGUGAAGAAUCUUUUCUUCCCUGUAACUCUGGGCGUGCUGUAUCAGAUCUUCUCCCGGUUUGGCACCGUUCUGAAAAUCAUCACAUUCAUCAGGAACACCCAAUUCCAGGUGUUACUGCAGUUCGCCGAUCCUCUGAGUGCCCAGCAUGCCAAGCAGUCGCUGCAUGGACAGAACAUCUACCACCCCUACUGCACGCUGUUCAUCUACUUCUCCAGGCUCACCUGCCUCAACAUCAAGUACAACAACAGCAAAAGCUACGACUACACGCGCCCAGACCUGCCCUCUGGGGGCAGCCAGCCUCUGCUGGACCAGACCAUGGCCACAACCUUUGUACCUGGUAACAUCUCAGCCUCUCUGUAUGCAGCAGCUGGCUUCCCUCCCACCUUUGCGAUUCCUCAAGCCACAGGUCUUUCCAUUCCUAAUGUGCCCGGAGCCCUGGCCCCUUUGGCCAUCCCAGGCCUGGCAGGGACUGGGAACUCUGUCCUGCUGGUCAGCAACCUCAACCCGGAGAGAGUCACACCCCGAAGCCUUUUUAUUCUUUUUGGGGUCUAUGGGGACGUUCACCGGUUGAAGAUCUUCUUCAACAAGGAGAAUGCGCUGGUGCAGAUGGCAGACGGGACCCAGGCCCUGCUGGUCAUGAGCCUCCUAAAUGGGCAAACGCUGCAUGGGAAGCCUAUCAGCAUCACAUUGACCAAGCACCAGAAUGUGCAGCUGCCCCUCAAGGACCAGGAGGACGAGGGCCUCACCAGGGACUUCAGCAACUCCCCACUGCACCGCUUCAAGAAGCCCGGCUCCAAAAACUUCCAUCACAUCUUCCCGCCCUCUGCCACCUUGUGCCUCUCCCACAUCCCGCCUUCCGUAACAGAAGAAGACCUCAAGGUCCUGUUCUCCAGCAGUGGGGGCAAAGUCAAGGGGUUCAUGUUCUUCAAAAAGUACCACAAGAUGGCACUGAUCCAGAUGGGCUCUGUGGAGGAGGCAGUGCAGGUGCUCAUUGACCUGCACCACCUGGACUUGGGCAAGAACGAACACCUGUGGAUCUCCUUCUCCAAGUUCACCUCCUUGGGCCAGUUUCCUGGAGCCACUUCCAUCAUUCCAGAGAAAAGCCACAUUAAGAAGCAGCUGAAGUGACCUUAACAGACCAGGGAUUUUUUUUUUUUUUUUUUUUUUUAAAGAGAAAUCAGUUUACCUCUUUUUUAAAAAAAAUUAAAUCUAGCUCACCUCACUGACAAAAAUAAAUAAGUAAAAAUAAAGAUGAGACAUUACUGACUCUGAUUGUAGCUCAAUGUUGAGGGGCUUGCCUAGCAUAUACAAGCACCUGGAAUCAAUUCUCUCAGGUCCCAGGCCAAAGAGUUCAAACCUUCAGCCGAGUGUGGUAGUGCUCACCUGUAAUCCCAGCAACUGAGGAGACUGAGGCAGGAGGAUCCCACGUUCGAGCCCAGCCUCAGAGACUGAACAAGACCCUGUCUCAAAAUAAAAAAGGCUGGGAUUAUAGCUCCAUGGUAGACUACUCCUGCAUCCCCAGAGCCCUGCCCACACAUAUACACACACAAAAAGGUGACAUUCAUUUGAAAUCUACAGAUCAUUGGAUGCCUUUAUUAAGCAAGGGUAAAGGUAAAGCAAACCAGCCCUUGGCCAUGACAGUGGGGUUAACAGGAGGAAACAGAAAAGGCAACGACUUGUGUAUGCUUCAUAAUUUGCUCCAUAAAGAGUCCUAAUUUGUCUAAUUUUUGCUUAACUCUUCCUUAACAUUUUCGUCCCAUUGAUAAAUGCGUAAUUUCCCUCAGUUUUUAAAUUGUGUAUUCAUCACCAUAUGAACAGUAUCAAAGUAAAUAAAGUAACAUUUUUGUUUCUUUAGAUGAGACUAAUUUAAGACUUUCCAAGAGAAGCUUCAGUGCAGAUGGAUUUGAAAGAGUACAAAACCCAGUAAAAGACUCAGUGUUUCAGACCUACAAACAGAUGUACCUGGAGAAAAGAAGCAGGAGCCUUGGAAGCAGCCCUG
Messenger RNA from Sciurus carolinensis (gray squirrel), 2520 nucleotides. Its product is annotated as polypyrimidine tract-binding protein 1-like. The record is from RefSeq and is a predicted model, not a curated record. Lineage: Eukaryota; Metazoa; Chordata; Mammalia; Rodentia; Sciuridae. Gene Ontology annotation, molecular function: mRNA binding. The transcript has 2 exons. Gene Ontology annotation, cellular component: nucleus. Gene Ontology annotation, biological process: regulation of RNA splicing; regulation of cell differentiation; mRNA processing. The coding region runs from base 237 to 1649 and encodes 470 amino acids.